This is a messenger RNA of Sinocyclocheilus anshuiensis, 1509 nucleotides long. RefSeq names its product N-acetylgalactosamine-6-sulfatase-like. The record is from RefSeq and is a predicted model, not a curated record. The transcript is spliced from 14 exons. Gene Ontology annotation, molecular function: arylsulfatase activity. NCBI's taxonomy places the organism in Eukaryota, Metazoa, Chordata, Actinopteri, Cypriniformes, Cyprinidae. Bases 16 to 1509 code for a protein of 497 amino acids.
CCAAACAUCAUCAUCAUGCUUAUGGAUGAUAUGGGCUGGGGUGAUUUGGGAGCAUUUGAGGAACCCUCCAAGGAAACUCCAGACUUAGAUCUGAUGGCUGCUCAGGGGAUGCUGUUUCCAAACUUCUACACUGCCAACCCGCUGUGUUCCCCCUCCAGGGCCGCUUUGCUUACUGGAAGACUUCCUGUGCGAAAUGGAUUCUACACCACCAAUGCUCAUGCUAGGAAUGCAUACACACCUCAGGAGAUAGUGGGGGGAAUAUCUCAGGAUGAGAUCCUGCUUCCACAACUGCUGAAGAAGAAAGACUAUGUCAGCAAGAUCAUCGGCAAGUGGCACCUUGGGCACAGAACUCAAUACUUACCUCUGAAGCAUGGCUUUGACGAAUGGUUUGGUUCACCCAACUGCCAUUUUGGCCCCUACAAUAACAGCGUCUGUCCCAAUAUACCUGUCUACAACAACUCCGAAAUGAAGGGAAGGUAUUACGAAGAGUUUGAGAUUAAUGUGAAAACAGGGGAAUCCAACCUCACCCAAAUCUAUUUGAAGGAAGGCUUGGACUUUAUCUCUCAGCAAGCUGUGGCCCAGCGGCCCUUCUUUCUCUACUGGGCGCCAGAUGCAACCCACGCGCCUGUCUAUGCCUCAAAACGCUUUCUGGGAAAGAGCCAGAGGGGGCGGUAUACACUGUGUGAUUUGUCUUGUAUUUAUGGUGAUGCAAUGAUGGAACUGGAUGACAGCAUCAGUCAGAUUCUGGCUCACCUGGUCAGUCUGGGAAUCCACAACAACACACUGGUGUUUUUCACAUCGGAUAAUGGGGCAGCAGUGAUGUCUGGACAGCUUCAAAGCGGCAGCAAUGGACCAUUCCUCUGUGGGAAGGAGACUACGUUUGAAGGCGGCAUGAGGGAACCAGCCAUUGCCUGGUGGCCUGGACGGAUCCCUGCUGGCACCGUGAGUUAUCAAUUGGGCAGUGUGAUGGAUCUCUUCAGCACAAGUCUUUCUGUGGCUGGCAUUCAUCCCCCUGAUGACCGUGUCAUUGAUGGUCUCGAUUUAAGUCCUGUCCUCUUCAACAACUCACUGCUAGACAGACCCAUCUUCUAUUAUCGUGGCAACCAGAUGAUGGCAGUGCGGAUCGGGCAGUACAAGGCACACUAUUGGACUUGGAGCAACUCAUGGGAGGAAUUCAACAAGGGUAUAAACUUCUGUCCUGGCAAGGAGGUUCCUGGUGUGACCACACACACGCAAGAGGAACACACCAUGCAACCACUCAUCUUCCAUCUGGAACAGGACCCUGGGGAGAGAUACCCAAUCAGUGUCGAGUCUAAGGAGUACCGGAAUGUUCUUAGAUGGGUAACCGCAGUAGUGGAGCAGCAUCAGACAGAUUUGAUCCCUGGAAUGACGCAGCUCAACAUGUGUGACCUGGCUGUCAUGAACUGGAGUCCUCCUGGCUGUGAGCAGUUGGGCAAAUGUCUUAAACCCCCAGAGUCAAAUCCAUGGAAAUGUGACUGGCCACAUUAA